AGGGGUGCCGAGACGAGGGGAGGGCGGGGGACGGGCCCUAGGUCGAGGGCGAGCUCGGAGGUGCGGGUUGGUUCUCCGCACGUCCUCUCCUGUGUUGGUCCCAUAACCCCUGGCUACGCAAGGCUAAGGUUUAUAAGGUAGAGUCAGUUGUGGGGUUCAGAGGGUCAGCAGUCAGUCCUCCAAAUUCGGAGAUUCAGCGCUUGUCGUCAGUAUUGGGACUCAGGGGCCUGGUAGGUUCAGUGUUUGGGACGCCAAGGGAAUCUGUCUUUUGAUUCAGACUUCAUCACCUAGAGGUCUAGGGUGCAGUUGCCAUCAUGCUGAAAGCUGUGAUCCUGAUUGGAGGCCCUCAAAAGGGGACCCGCUUCAGGCCUUUGUCUUUUGAGGUGCCCAAACCCCUGUUCCCAGUGGCAGGGGUCCCUAUGAUCCAGCACCACAUUGAGGCCUGUGCCCAGGUCCCUGGGAUGCAGGAGAUUCUGCUCAUUGGCUUCUACCAGCCCGAUGAGGCCCUUACCCGGUUCCUAGAAGCUGCCCAGCAGGAGUUUCACCUUCCGGUCAGGUACCUGCAGGAAUUUGCCCCCCUGGGCACAGGGGGUGGUCUCUACCAUUUCCGGGACCAGAUCCUGGCGGGAGGCCCUGAGGCCUUCUUCGUGCUCAACGCAGACGUCUGCUCCGACUUCCCCUUGAGCGCUAUGCUGGAUGCUCACAGACACCAGCCUCACCCUUUCCUGCUCCUCGGCACCACGGCUAACAGGACGCAGUCCCUCAACUACGGCUGCAUCGUAGAGAAUCCACAGACGCACGAGGUCCUGCACUAUGUGGAGAAACCCAGCACGUUUGUUAGUGACGUCAUCAACUGCGGCAUCUAUCUCUUUUCCCCGGAAGCCCUGAAGCCCCUUGGGGAUGUCUUCCAGCGGAAUCAGCAGGAUGGGCAACUCUGCCUUCCUCUGGGGGAGGACUCUUCCGGCCUGUGGCGGGGGGCAGGUACCAUCCGCCUGGAGCAGGAUGUGUUCUCAGCGCUGGCUGGGCAGGGCCAGAUCUACGUCUACCUCACUGAGGGUAUCUGGAGCCAGAUCAAGUCUGCAGGCUCAGCCCUCUAUGCCUCCCGCCUCUAUCUGGGCCAGUACCAGCUCACUCACCCAGAACGCCUGGCCAAGCAUACCCCAGGGGGUCCACGGAUCCGAGAUCCAGAGGUGAAGGCUUCACCCUGCCCUCCCUGGACCAGGACCAGAGUUUGGGCUCUUUGUCCCCAGUCCUCUCUUCUGCUUCUAGGAAACGUUUAUAUCCACCCAACGGCAAAGGUGGCCCCGUCGGCUGUGCUGGGCCCCAACGUCUCCAUCGGGGAGGGGGUGACCGUGGGCGAGGGUGUACGGCUCCGAGAGAGCAUUGUCCUCCACGGAGCCACGCUGCAGGAGCACACAUGUGUUCUGCACAGCAUCGUGGGCUGGGGGAGCACCGUAGGGCGCUGGGCCCGCGUGGAGGGUACCCCCAAUGACCCCAAUCCCAACGACCCCCGAGCCCACAUGGACAGUGAGAGCCUCUUCAAGGAUGGGAAGCUGCUGCCUGCCAUCACCAUCCUGGGCUGCCGAGUCCGGAUCCCUGCUGAGGUGCUGAUCCUGAACUCGAUUGUUCUGCCACACAAGGAGCUGAGCCGAAGCUUCACCAACCAGAUCAUCCUCUGAGGGGGGCUGCCAGAAGGCCCCCCCCCAACUCUUCCUCACUCCCCUCGAGGCUACUGCCUGCAUGGCCAGCCUCGGGCCAGAAAGGACUGGAGGGAGUCAGGCAGGAUCCUCACACACCGGCAGCAACGUGGGUGCAACGUGGGUGGCGGGGGGACUCCUGGCCUCCCUCUCCACUCCCUAAUAAACCCCCGUGAACCUUGGA
Messenger RNA from Equus quagga, 1881 nucleotides. RefSeq names its product GDP-mannose pyrophosphorylase A (gene GMPPA). The transcript is spliced from 14 exons. The record is from RefSeq and is a predicted model, not a curated record. Lineage: Eukaryota; Metazoa; Chordata; Mammalia; Perissodactyla; Equidae. Gene Ontology annotation, biological process: biosynthetic process. Gene Ontology annotation, cellular component: cytoplasm. Gene Ontology annotation, molecular function: transferase activity. Bases 315 to 1679 code for a protein of 454 amino acids.